Diabrotica balteata is the source of this 1699-nucleotide messenger RNA. The record is from the annotation of a GenBank genome assembly. Lineage: Eukaryota; Metazoa; Arthropoda; Insecta; Coleoptera; Chrysomelidae.
AUUAAAGUUAAUUUGUGAAUGUAGCAGGGAUAUAGAUUGGAGCAAUGUGGGGAAAAUUGGUUUUUAUUCUAGUUGCUACCCAGCUAUCCUCUGAAAUUGUAUCAGCCGCUACAUCCAAAGUGGUGUGUUAUCAUGGAACGUGGGCUCGUUAUAGAACUGGAAAAGGAUCUUACCAACUUACUGAUAUAGACACUUCAUUAUGUACCCAUUUAAUUUACAGUUUUAUCGGAUUAUCUACGUCUGGGAAUAUAGUUUCAUUGGACUCUUAUUUGGACAAUGAUUUAAAUAAUCUAAAGAAAUUCACGGCUUUAAAAUCAUCAAACUCGAAUUUAAAAACUCUGGUUGCCAUCGGAGGCUGGAACGAAGGUUCUACUAAAUUCUCAACUGUUGCUGCAUCAGCAUCUCUGAGAAGUACAUUUAUACAAAAUGCUUUACAAUAUGUUCAAAGUAAUAAUUUUGAUGGACUUGAUUUCGAUUGGGAAUAUCCAGCUCAACGUGGUGGAGCUGCAGCUGACAAGGAAAACUUUAUAACUCUACUGAAGGAAACCAAAGCAGUUUUUGAAGCAAAUGGUCUAUUAGUAUCAGCUGCUGUCGCCGCUGGGGCUUCGUCUGUAGCACUAUCGUACGAUGUUCCUCAAUUAUCUCAAUAUGUCGACUUUAUUAACGUAAUGUUAUACGAUUUGCACGCAUCUUGGGAUGGAGUAUUGGGACAUAAUGCACCCUUAUAUGCAUCAUCCAUUGACACCACUGCGGCGAGUAAACAACUUAACGUUGAUGCAGCUGUUUCAAACUGGAUUGCUUCAGGCGCCGAUCCCCAAAAACUUAUCCUUGGUGUACCUAUGUAUGGAAGAAGUUUUACUCUCGCCAAUAACAACAACGUAGCUUUGGGAGCAGCUUCUACUGGAGCAGGUACUGCAGGUCCCUACACACUAGAAGCAGGAUAUUUGGGAUAUAAUGAGAUUGUUGAAAAACAAUUAGAAGGAGGAUGGACCUACGUCUGGGAUGACGAACAGCAAGUUCCCCAUAUGUACAAAGACAAUCAAUGGGUAGGAUUUGAUGAUCCAAAAGCCGUACAAGUUAAAACCAAAUAUGCCCAAGAUAAAAACCUUGGUGGUGUUAUGGUUUGGGCUAUCGAAACAGAUGAUUUCCAAGGUUUAUCUGGAGUUAAAAAUCCACUCUUAAGAGCUAUUAACGAACAAUUGGGAACUACCAGUUCGGGUUCAUCUUCAUCUUCAUCUUCAAACGCUGCUUCAAAUUCAGCUUCAGCUGCAGAUUCUUCAGCUUCAGCUGCAUCAUCCUCAGCAUCGGCUGCAGAAUCCUCAGCUUCGAAUACAAACAGUGCAGACGCUUCAAAUACCGCAAACUCUGACUCUUCAAAUACAAGAAUUCAAAGCAAUGGAUGCACUAAGGUUGGAUAUGUUAGGGAUUCCAGCGAUUGUUCCAAAUUCUACUAUUGCUCUGCUGAUGCCAGUGGUUCUUUAGUCGGUACUCAAUUUACAUGUAGUCAGGGUCUUUAUUUUGAUACCGCGAGUAACGUAUGCAAUUGGAAGGCUUUAGUUACUGACUGUGUCUAGAAGAAAUCAAUGUACUUCUCAGUUUUUCCUUUUGUUGAAUAGACAUUGAUAGAAAUAAAUUAAAAAACUUUAUGUAAAGAUAUUUGUGGACUUUUAUAAUGUACGUUAAGAAAUAAAGGAAUUAA